AUGUUGAAUAGAGGAAAAUUUUUAGAAGCCUGCUUAGAAGAAUUUAAAAAAGAAGACAAAGAAAAAUAUACAAAAAAAAUAGAAAAUGAUUUAAUAUUAAUGGGAGAAGAAGAAGAAAACAUUAGUACAAUAAUGUUAGAGAAACAAAAACUCCUUUGGAAAAAAUGGGUAGAAAGAAAUAAAAGUAUGUUAGAGAAAUGGAAAAGAGAAGAAUGGUUUAUUAAUUUAAAAAAAGAAUGGGAAAAUGAACAAAAAUGUUACGGAGAAACAAUAAAUGAAUCAGAAAUAAUACAGAUUAAUGCAGGAGAAAAUCCUAUGUUAGAAAAACAAAAAAAAAUAUGGAAACAAUGGCUAAAAAAACAAAGAAUUUGGUUUAUAGAGCAUAGUGAGGACAAAUGGUUUAAUGAUUUGUUAGACGAAUAUAAAAAAGAGGAAGAAUAUGAAAAAGAAUUAACUAAAAGAGAUGUGAAGAAAAUAAAGGAAAUUCAUAAAAAUAUAAAGGAGUUAGAACAAGAAAAAAGUGAGGAAACAGAGAAAUCUAGAAAAAAAAAAAAGUUGAUACAAAAAGUGUUAAUAGAAAUACAUAUGACGGUAUUAGAGGAAUAUAAAAAAGAAGAGAUGAAAAGAGAAAUAGAAGGUUUUUUUAAUAUAAUUAGGAAUGAAAUGAAAAUACAAGAAAAUUUACAUGAAGAAUUAAAUAUAUUAGAAAAAAUAGAAGAAGAAAGAAAUUGGAAUUCUUUAUUAGAAAAGAAAAAAGAGGAUAUAGAAAAAUGGAAAAGAGAAAAAUGGUUUGUAGAGUUAAUGUUAGAAUGGAAACAUAACGAACAGAAAAAUAUAAAAGAAUUAAACAAUAAAAUGUUGGAAAAAAAAAAUGAAGAAAGAAUAACAAAUAUUGCUUUAGAAAGGCAGAAAAUUGUAUUGAAAAAACAUUGGGAAGGUAUUCGUAAAAAAAAUUAUUGGAUUUUUUUUUUGAGAAAUGUUUCUUUCGAAAAAGAUAAAGAUAAAAAAAAAAAAAUAAAAAAAAAGAUUUAA
Molecule: messenger RNA, 1032 nt
Organism: Plasmodium gallinaceum
Lineage: Eukaryota; Apicomplexa; Aconoidasida; Haemosporida; Plasmodiidae
Product: surface-associated interspersed protein (SURFIN), fragment
Exons: 1
Coding region: 1-1032 (343 amino acids)
Source: RefSeq, a predicted model, not a curated record